GAAAAAUGGGACCAAUCGAGAGCUUGAAAAAUUAUCCUCGAGAAUGCACCACUCCCAAUAUUCGGACGAAGGAAACACCAGAAAUGGAGCAGCAAGGGACUGCUCAAGUCUUGCUGACUGACAAGAAUAAGUUGACGGCAAUGCGUCCUGGUCCUAUCAGCAACAUAAACAGUAUGUCUCCUGUAACUUGUGAUGGAGUUUUAUCUGGCUCAGGAGACACGGCAUCGGCGCUGACCAAUUAUUUCCAGCAAUUACGGAGGCAGGACUCUACUAAGCAGGACCAGCCCUGUUUGAUGUCUUGUUCCAGCCAGAGUGCAGUCACUUCGUCAAUUCUAGGUGCUCAAUCCUCGAGUGGUGGACUGUUCCAAAACUCGCAGAUUGAUGGUUUCUCAAGUUCCCAGUCUUCUCAGGGCAGCAAAUACUUACAGCAGAGUAUGGCCGAGAAUUUACUGCAGGAAAUGGUGGCUAACGGCAGGGCAAAAGCAGUGCAGGAUGCAAAUGGCAAUGUUACUGCAGAUGUCCUUAGCAAGGUUAAUGACAAUGUUGUUGAUGGUUUGACUGCUAAAGCCAGGUAUACAGGUAUGUCUGGCAUUGGGCUCGGUUUUGGCAUUAGCAUAGUUGCUGCCACUGCUGCCCAGGCAAAUGUGUUGGGUUGUGUCGUGGAAAGUACUGAAAACCUUCAGGCUGCCGCUAACAGAAAUUCUUCCAGAGUAUGUGGUAGCAGCAUUUCAAUCAGGAGAGAACCAGAUCUUCCGGGGUUUCAUAUGCCCCAAGCACAGGAUUUUGGCUCAAGGUUUUUCUAAGAAUGGAGGUUUGAAAUGGUAACAGGAAGGACAUAGACUACAACUGGAAGGCGUAAAUCAGUUUUGGUUUAUCUUUUCAUAGGAUUGUCAAGAAGUUUUGUCUACACUCUACAGUUGACAGAAUCUAUAGUAGGGAAUACUUGCUAAUUUGAUUUUCAUCAGUAAUUAAAUUUUAUCAGUG
This is a messenger RNA of Ilex paraguariensis (yerba mate), 984 nucleotides long. The record is from the annotation of a GenBank genome assembly. Lineage: Eukaryota; Viridiplantae; Streptophyta; Magnoliopsida; Aquifoliales; Aquifoliaceae.